AUGGCUAGUACGACAACAAUCCAACUGCCCGCAGGGCCCAUCAAAGCGAACCUAGUGGACAGCAACCUCGUUCACGCGCGGGGAAUUCCCUACGCCAGAGCCCAGCGGUUCGAAAAGCCACAGCCGGCUGGGAGCUGGACAGAAGCUUUAGACUGCACCAAACGCGCACCAAUAUGUCCCCAGCUCCCUUCGCGGCUCGAGUCUGCCAUGGGCCCGUUGACCACGGGCCAUAGCUUAAGCGAAGACUGCCUUCGCAUUUCCAUCAUUACUCCCAAAGACGCCAAAAAUGCUCCCGUCAUGGUCUGGCUGCACGGCGGCGCCUAUAUAUCCGGUGGUGGAGAUCUAGACUGCUACCAGCCGGUCGACCUAGCCAAGCGGGGUAUCGUCUGUGUUAACAUUACCUACCGAUUGGGUGUAUUCGGGUAUCUCCACUUGGAUGGCAUUUCACCCGCCAACCUAGGACUAUUGGAUCAACGUGCUGCGCUGCAAUGGAUCCAGGAAAACAUCUCUGCGUUCGGGGGAAACCCGGACAAUGUUACGAUGGUCGGACAAUCUGCGGGUGCGGAUUCAAUUAUUUGCUUGAUGGUCUCGGAGAAUACCAGAGGCCUUUUCCAUCGCACUAUCCUUCUUAGCCCGCCAUUACGAGAGCUGAAGGAACGGACUCCCACGGCACCUCUGCUCACGCAGAAGGCAGAGCAACUUCUCGCCAAGGAUCCCAGAGAGAUGUCCAUAGACAAACUCCUUGGCCUCCAAAAGCAGCUGCUGAUGAACCCCAUUCAGAAGCAAGUCAUGUUAUUUGCACCCGCUCUCGGAUACUAUCCUCUACCCGCCGAGAUAGACUUUGAUCAGACAGUGUCCCAGGCUGCGAAGGAGAUCCCCAUUCUCAUCGGCUGGACUGGCCACGAUGGCCGCCCCUUUGCUAGCAUUAUGGGACCACAAAGCCUACUCAAAUUACCCUUCAUCGGAUCUUAUGUGGAGGCUCUUGGUACCUGGUAUAUUACGCAGAGCUACUUCAAGUGGCCAUCUCAGCGUUUCCAUCAGCUAGUGCUCCAAACAGGUGGGAGAUCGACAAGCUAUUCAUUUAACUGGGUAGGUACAAACAACCCUCUAGGAGCAUGUCACUGCAUCGACAUUCCAUUUGUGCUGGGAACAUGGGAAGCCUGGGAGGCUGCUCCUAUGCUGGCCGGUAACGACACAAAAGAACAGCUUGCUCGUUUGGGUUCAUACCUCAAAGAUUUGUGGGUUGGAUUUGCAAAUGGAAGGCAGCUUCAGAAUGGCCAUAUUGAAAUUGGGAGGGAGUUCAUCCUGUCUGGACAUGUCUUUGGAAAUAACAGAAUAUGA
Penicillium canariense is the source of this 1341-nucleotide messenger RNA. RefSeq lists its product as uncharacterized. The coding region runs from base 1 to 1341 and encodes 446 amino acids. The transcript has a single exon. Lineage: Eukaryota; Fungi; Ascomycota; Eurotiomycetes; Eurotiales; Aspergillaceae. The record is from RefSeq and is a predicted model, not a curated record.